AUGUCCGCGGUGGCCGCAGGCAGUGUGCAGAGAGGAGUGCUCAGCCCGGCUCUGUGGAAGCUGAGCAGCGCACUAGAGCCAGCCCCGCGAGAACUCUGUCCCCUCUCGCGAGAUCCAUUGGGCCAAAGCAAUAAAGAGCAGAGGCCCCACGGCGGUGCACCCAGCGCUCCUCCGGGCCGCAGGGCGGAGUCGGCCACGGCCGUCAGGGCGGGGCGGAGUCCCGGGACCGCCUCCGGCCUCAGGACCCUGCUCUGCGCCGGAGCCUUCAGAGGGGAGCCUGUUUUAUCUCCGCGCACCUAUGACGUCACCCUAGGAAAACCAGAAAGCGCCGAUUAA
This is a messenger RNA of Rangifer tarandus platyrhynchus (Svalbard reindeer), 336 nucleotides long. Lineage: Eukaryota; Metazoa; Chordata; Mammalia; Artiodactyla; Cervidae. The record is from the annotation of a GenBank genome assembly.